Molecule: messenger RNA, 417 nt
Organism: Emiliania huxleyi CCMP1516
Lineage: Eukaryota; Haptophyta; Isochrysidales; Noelaerhabdaceae
Exons: 2
Coding region: 1-417 (138 amino acids)
Biological process (GO): activation of GTPase activity; nucleocytoplasmic transport
Cellular component (GO): nucleus; cytosol; perinuclear region of cytoplasm
Molecular function (GO): small GTPase binding; GTPase activator activity
Source: RefSeq, a predicted model, not a curated record
AUGCGUGUUUUUCUUUUUGCGUUUUUCAGCAAGGUGCUGACCGACUUGAACCUCCGUCGCAACAACAUCCGCGACGAGGGCGCCGCUGCGCUGGCCUCCGCUCUUCGCGUCAACGGGGUGUUGACCACCCUCAACCUCCACCUCAACAAUUUGGGCGACGAGGGGAAGGGAGUGAUUCGGGAUGCGGUGAGUGGGCGGGUAGGGUUUGAGCUCAAGAUGGUGCUGAAAACGCUAAAUCUCUCCCGCAACUACAUCGGCGACAAGGGCGCAAAGGCGAUCGGCGCGGCUCUGCGUGGCAACGGGGUGCUGAAAACCCUCGACAUCGGCUACAACAAUUUCGGCCCCAAGGGCGUCGCCGCGAUCGCCGAGGCGCUGCGCGGCAACGGGGUGCUGACCCCACCUUCAGUGAGUGAGUGA